Molecule: messenger RNA, 874 nt
Organism: Rhincodon typus (whale shark)
Lineage: Eukaryota; Metazoa; Chordata; Chondrichthyes; Orectolobiformes; Rhincodontidae
Product: elongin-A-like
Exons: 4
Source: RefSeq, a predicted model, not a curated record
UGGAAGCCGCGUCCUCUCAGUCGGAGCGUAGCCGCCGGAGGGAGCGGUCGCAGUGAGAGAGAGAGAGAGAGAGAGAGAGAGAGAUAUGCAUAGCCUGAGCCUGAGCCUGAGCCUGGAGGAGAGGAGAGCACAGCCUCAUUGGUGAUUUCUGUUCGUCCUCGCCCCUUCCUCGUCUCCAGGGGGACGGUGUUUGUGUCUGAAGCCUCCUGCACGUUUGCAGGUCCGAGAGUCUGACGUGCUGUGGGCCGGCCUGCCUUGUUUGACAUUACCGAGAGCUCUCUGAACGUGCGACAGAGGACUCUCUCCGUGGCCUCUCGCUGGAUGGUGGUGGCCAUCGUUUACCGGGGCUUCCUCUGAGACCCACCCCGCGCACGGUCCCCUCCUCUCGCUUGGGGGGGGGAGAGGGGGGGCACAGACACGGACCUGCCUCCUACCUCCGGCCAUGGAGCCGGCUCUGGGCGGCCUCGUCCCAUCCUACGUCACCCUUCGCAGGCCCCGUAUUCACAGCGAGAGCCUGGAGGCCAGGGCCAGUAAGAGACUGUGCUCGAGGUUCUACAGCCCUCGGCCUGCCCCGGGAGAGGCGCUGGAUCUCCCCCCCGCCUCCCCACCGCGGACCCCCCAGGCCCGGGAGCCGAGCCCCCCCAACACCCCGCUGCCACCCGCGGUGAAGAGGGGCCGGCCCGGGCACGGUGCCCUCCGCUCACCCGGCAGCGAGGGCCCAACGCCGCCCCACGGCUCCCCCCUGGAGAGGGAGGCCGGGAGGGUGCUGUCGGUCUCCCUGGAGGACUGCCUCCCCGGGGACGGGAGGGAGAUCGGCCGGAGGAGGGCCAGGAGGAGGCUGGCGGCGAGGCCUACUGUCGUCGUUGGCAACGGG